GUGACCCUCAAAAGUCGGUGCAGGACCAGCUGCCUCUCAUCGUCGGUUCGGCCUCUGCAGGUCUGGUGGUCAUUGUUGCCUUGGUGGUUAUCGCUGUUGUCUGCCUUAAGAAGCAGCGCAGCGGCUCCGAGCUGGAGUACACUGAGAAACUGCAGCAAUACAUUUCACCAGGGGUGAAAGUCUAUAUCGACCCUUUCACCUAUGAGGACCCCAACGAUGCUGUCCACGAGUUCGCCAAAGAGAUAGACAUCUCCUGCGUGAAAAUAGAAGAAGUCAUCGGUGCAGGUGAAUUCGGCGAGGUGUGUCGCGGGCGUCUCAAACAGCCCGGUCGCAGAGAGAUGGUGGUGGCGAUUAAGACGCUAAAAGCUGGCUACACCGAGCGCCAGCGGCGGGACUUCCUUGGCGAGGCCUCCAUCAUGGGCCAGUUCGACCACCCCAACGUGAUACGGCUGGAAGGUGUCCUGACACGGAGCUCUCCAGUCCUCAUCAUCACCGAAUUCAUGGAGAACGGAGCGCUCGAUUCCUUCCUCAGGGUGAGCUUGACGGGAGGU
Paralichthys olivaceus (Japanese flounder) is the source of this 551-nucleotide messenger RNA. NCBI's taxonomy places the organism in Eukaryota, Metazoa, Chordata, Actinopteri, Pleuronectiformes, Paralichthyidae. The record is from RefSeq and is a predicted model, not a curated record.